GUGUGUGCAGGACAUCGGCACUGAUAGAGGAACUUACACCAUCUCCAACAAACAUGAAUAAAUGUAGUGCAAAAACACAAAGAAUUUAUAAAGAGUUUAACUGAACUAAAUCAAACAGAGUUCAACAGUUAAUGACAUGAUGACUGACAGCUGUCACACAGAUUUAACAGCAGAAGAACAGAUGGAGAUUAAACAUCUAAAGAAGCACAAACAGAUACUGCUUGAGGACAUUGAGAAACUGAAGAAUCAGAUUGAAAAUGUAAUGGCAGAUAUUCAGGAUUUCAAGUCUGCAGAGGACAAUAAAAUAUUGGAGAGAGAAAAACGCUUCUGUAGUGGAAAGAAGAAAUUCAACAUGGAACCUAAAAAGGGUAUCAAGUAUCUGGUUGAGAACGAUCUUCUUGACUGGAGAGCGGAACCGGUAGCCGAGUUUCUGUAUAAAGAGGAAGGACUCAAUAAGACAGCCAUCGGAGACUUCCUCGGAGAGAGAGAGGAAAUGCACCUGCAGAUAUUAAAAGCAUUUGUGGAUCUGCACGAGUUUUCAGAUCUGAACCUGGUUCAGGCAUUACGACAGUUCUUAUGGAGUUUCCGACUGCCUGGUGAAGCUCAAAAAAUUGACCGCAUGAUGGAGGCUUUCGCUACACGUUACUGUAACUGUAACCCUGAAGUCUUCCAGUCAACAGACACGUGUUACAUCCUAUCGUUUGCCAUCAUCAUGUUGAAUACGAGUCUACACAACCCCAACGUGAAAGAUAAAACUACUCUGGAGCGAUUCAUCAGCAUGAACCGAGGAAUAAACAAUGGUGAUGACCUACCUAAUGAUCUGCUCACGAAUCUGUAUAACAGCAUACGAAAUGAACCCUUCAAAAUCCCAGAGGAUGAUGGGAAUGAUCUUACACACACGUUCUUCAACCCUGACCGGGAGGGCUGGCUGCUCAAGCUGGGCGGUCGUGUGAAGACGUGGAAGAGACGCUGGUUUAUUCUCACUGAUAACUGCCUGUAUUAUUUCGAAUUCACCACAGACAAAGAGCCACGCGGGAUUAUUCCGCUGGAGAAUCUGUGUGUGCGGGAAGUGUUUUAUCCCAGAAAACCGUAUUGUCUGGAGCUAUAUAACCCUAACAGCAGAGGUCAGAAGAUCAAAGCUUGUAAGACGGAGACAGACGGGCGUGUCGUUGAAGGGAAACAUCAGUCAUACACAAUCUGUGCUGCAUCAGCUGAAGAGAGAGAUGACUGGAUUGAAUCCAUCAGGGCCAGCAUUACGAAAGAUCCUUUUUAUGAUCUUGUGUCUGUCCGAAAGAAGAAAGUCAUCAACAAAGUUCCAGAGAAGUGAGAGAAGAAAAUGACCAUCGUACAUUAAAUAAGUGCAUAUGAGCAUGGUGCUGUUGAGAUUUUAUGAACUGCAAACUGGGCAGAAUGACAAGAAUGUCCACAUUUAUUUAUGCAUCAAUGACUUUUAUUUCACAGUCAGUGUUGUUUUUACCAUUUGAUCAAAUGUUGCCCUUUAACUUGUCUACCGACUGAUGACACAGUGUUACGAUUAAAUCUUCAGGAGAACUGUGAAUCUUUUGAAACCUGUAAAAAUAUCAGCCACAAAUCAAAAGAAAGAAAUAAGGAAUUAGGUUUUGCAUCAAGAAAAUGAAGCCUAGUUAAAAGUUUUGAUAUUAUUUGUAUGACAAUUAAUUUUCCACAUAACAAACAUUAUUUAUGGUAAAAUAUGUAUUUGUCCUGGUAGUAUUUGUUGCACUGUCUUAAAAAUUAUUGUUUUACAAAAAUGAGAAUCAUUAUGAGAUUAAUGAAGAUUGCAAACAAACUCAAAUGUAAAAGUUCUGGGUGCAUUACAUAAUGAGGAAUUAGGAAUUGUGCUUAAUUUAACGGCCCUAAAAAUAGGCUUCUUAUUUUUGAUUUUGGGGUGAAAUAUGACUUGGAUGUGUUUUUAUGAGAUUCACACACAAACUGUUUUAUACCAUUUUAAGCAGAUAGUUUCUUGUUUUGAAUGUAAAAUAUUUUUGUACAUAUUUUGGAUCAUAUGAGAUUAUAGUGAUGGUCUUAUACAUCCAUCCAUUUUCUAUAGCCACUUGUCCAAUGUAGGUUUGCGGGAAGUGCUGGAGCCUAUCCCAGCAGUCUCGGGCCAAAGGCAGUGAAACACCCUGGACAGGUGUGCAGUCCAUCACAGGGCAAAACAUACAGACAUACACAUUCACAUUCUCACUAUGAAUUGUACAGUUGAUUUCUUAUUUAAUAAAGUUAUU
Molecule: messenger RNA, 2246 nt
Organism: Xyrauchen texanus (razorback sucker)
Lineage: Eukaryota; Metazoa; Chordata; Actinopteri; Cypriniformes; Catostomidae
Gene: cyth4b
Product: cytohesin 4b
Exons: 13
Coding region: 137-1327 (396 amino acids)
Biological process (GO): regulation of ARF protein signal transduction
Molecular function (GO): guanyl-nucleotide exchange factor activity
Source: RefSeq, a predicted model, not a curated record